Messenger RNA from Paramecium tetraurelia, 3348 nucleotides. RefSeq lists its product as uncharacterized. Gene Ontology annotation, molecular function: histone binding. NCBI's taxonomy places the organism in Eukaryota, Ciliophora, Oligohymenophorea, Peniculida, Parameciidae. Gene Ontology annotation, cellular component: condensed chromosome, centromeric region. Gene Ontology annotation, biological process: mitotic chromosome condensation; meiotic chromosome condensation. The record is from RefSeq and is a predicted model, not a curated record. The transcript is spliced from 8 exons.
AUGAACGAGCUAAGUGAAUAUCCCUCUAUUUAAUUUGAUAUAACUCUUUAUAAUUCACUCAAAACUAAGGAUAGCAGACUGCUCCUCAGAUAAAUGAAAUCAGCUGUUGAAGAAUUUAAUCAUAAUAAGCAAUUUGACAGUGAAACUUUUACCAUCCUAUAUUAUGGUGUGUAAUAAUUGCAAAAAGACGACAUCUUGGAGUUUUUAGAGAAGGAGAUUCUAAAGAGACUUGAUGUGUUGGAAUUUGAGAUUUUGCAGAUGAAAUUUUUAUAGGCAACUUUAGAUGAUUAAAAUAAGAAUAGGAAGGACUAUUUGUAUUAAUUGUAAAAAGAAGUAUUACUGACAUUUGGAUUAUAUGAUAAACAUGGUUAAAUGGGAAUAGAAACAAUAUUAUAAUUUUAUAAAACAAAAAUCAAAGAGAAUGAUGUUAAACAAUAUUUAUAAAAUCAAGUUAAGAAAAUAAUUCGAAAAGAGAACCUUCAUAAUUACAUUAAAAAUAGGUUGAUCUAAAUUGUGUUCAAUUCAGAAGAUUGUGACCAAUAAAUUUCAGAUUUACUCGUCACUUGUGAAAAUACUGCCUUUGUUACUUAAUUCAUUACAAUUCUAGCCUAAAAUAGCUUAGAAAUAUUAUAAAAUGAAAGCAAUUCAUUGAAGUAAGUAUCUAAGGUACUUGAAAGAGUAAGUGCUCAAAAGCCUAAUUUAUUUAAUUAAAAUCUACCAGUUUUUAUAUAAUUUUAUGAUAGUGAAAGUUAUUGUCUUAGAAAUGCUAUUAAUACGAUAAUCACAAAUAUUCUAACUGAACAUCUAAAUCCAUCCAAAGUAGAAUAAGAUGUAGAAUUAAAGGAGAGCUAAUUAAAUCAAAGACUAUUUCUUAUAUAAAAAUUGACAUCUAGAAUAAUCGAUAAAAAUGCUUAUGCCAGAGUUCACACUUUAAAAAUGUUAAGAGUUGUAUGCUCAUAGAAUCUAAUUCCUCCUAAUGUUUAACUUAUGAUGUUUCCAUUGGUAAUAGCAAGAGUUUAAGAUGUUUCUUCAAUGGUCAGAAAGGCUGCUUUGGCAUUUAUUAAAUAAAUUACAAAAUUUAUGAAAAACCUGUUUGUUGAUGGGUUACAAAUGUAAAAUUUCAUGAAAAUUGCUGACAUCAAAGAGUAAAAUGAAUAUUUAGGAAACGAAAUUCAUAAGACCUUAAUAGCUAUCGAUUAGAUAUUAGAAGAUAAGGCCAAUGCAUAAAGCGAGGCAGAAUUCAAGGAAUUGGAAGACGAAGAAAACCUAGUUGUCUCUAAUUUGAGAGAAAAGAAAAAAUUACAAUCAGUUUUCAUUUAAUAUCAAGAAUUCAUGGAGCUUUUAUAAAAGCUAUUGCCCAACAUAGAAUUAUUAUUAAAUAGCAAAUGCAUCACCGACAUCUAUAAGGCUAUUUCCCUCAUUAGUUUUUUAUUUAAGCAGAAAAUAGAAAACACGGAUGUAGGGAUUAUGAAGAUGUUAAUUCAUUCUAACAAUCAAUAAAUAGUGAAUAAAUUAGCUAAAAAGUUUUUUAUACUCUUCAUAGAAAAUGAUAAUGAAUAAGUUCCUAUUAAUAAUUUAAUUCAUUUAUUGAAAAUUUCAUCACCCAAAGAGCAGAUCUAUCUUGAAGAACUUAUUAGAUACAUGAUCAAAUAGAAAAUGAUACCUGAAUCUACUAUUGAAAUGAUAUGGACCCAUUUUAUGAGAACUUAUUCUACAAAUUAACAUGAUCAAUUAAAUUAAUAUUCUAAACUUGUUAGAAUUACUUUUGGUUAACAAUCCAAUCUUUUAACUAGGAUGAAAUUAGAUUAAAUUAGCAAAAUAAUUGAUGGAUAAAAAAAAGAAAUUAAUUGGGUUACUGUAAUUGAGUUAGCAAAAUUAAUCUAUUUUUUGGAAGAUAAAAUAAUUGUUAAAAAAUACUUUUAAUAAUUCUCAUCAAUUUUAUAUUUUUAUUUUGGAACACCAAAUAAUUUAUGGUUUGUAGCCUGUUAAGAGAUUUUAAAUUUGGUUCAAUUUUUACCUGUCCCAGAAAGUAUCUAUGAUUACAUAAUUAAAAAAUUCAGCUUCAAAACCUUUGCUAUAGGAAUGACACCUUAUAAAAAUGCUUAAGACUUUCUAGAAGAGGAAUCAACUUUAGUUUUUAAUAAUUAAUGCUUACAACUCAGUUAACUAUUAUUUAUUGUUGGCCAGUCUGCUCUUGCUAUAAUUCUUCAUAUUGAUGAGAUUGAGAAUCAAUUAACACAUCUAAGAAAUGUAGAGGAAGCCAAAGAAAAUGAAUUGGAUAAAAUAUAAGGAGGUUGUGAAGAAGAGUACGAAUACAAUUGUGUUUAUCUGUAGAAUUUAUGCAAAUACAAUGUUAUCUAAAAAGGAUUUUACUAAAAUUAUGCUCCAUUAGUCCUCGACAUAUUAGCAGAAAUAGAAGAGGAAAAUGUAUAAUUGACAAUACUACAUAAAUCUGCUGGUCUUUGUCUGUGCAAAUUUAUGUGCUUAUCUGAAUAAUUUUGUGAAGAACAUAUAGAAAAAGUCUUUAGAUUAAUCUAAAACCCUAAUUCAGAUGGUGUCUUUAAGAAUAAUCUAAUAGUAGCAAUAGGAGAUCUAUUACACAGAUGGCCUAAUACAGUCACAUCAUAUUGUAGGUAACUCUUUGAUGGAUUAAGCAAUUAAGACUUUAUUGUCAAAUAAACAUCUUUAAAUAUGCUAUCUCAUUUAAUAUUAAAUGAUAUGAUUAAAAUCAAACGAGAAAUUACUGACAUAGCCAUCUUAUUAACAGAUCCUGAUGAAAAUAUUUAAUAAUCCGCAAAAAGAUUCUUUUUCUAAUUAUAAAAGAAGGAUUCAAGAAGAAUCUUAAAUAGUUUACCGGAUAUCAUAUUUAGUAUGUCAAAUUAGGAGAGUCAUGAAAAAUACAAAACAUUUCUUAUUAAUACUUUGAAAUACUUAGAUAAAUAGAAUGAAUAAUUAGUUGAAAAGCUGUUGAGAAGAUUAAAAGAGAAUAUUAACGACUUUGAAGUUUAUAAUAUAGUUUUUACUUUGUCCAAACUUUAAAUGAAAGAAUCAUUAGCAAGAAAAUUUUAUGAAUGUUAUCCAUAUUACCAAGAAAGAUUAGAAAAUCCUUAGAUCAAAGAGUAUUUCUAAGUUAUAAUCUAAAAGUUAAUGAAAUGCGGAUUAAAUUAAGAAAACAAAUAAAUUUUAUAGGAAUUUGAAGAACUGCUGAAUAGAGGUGAGACCAAACGUAGAGUGCUAGGAUCAAAGAACAAAUCAUAAAAAUCUACUCGAUCUCACACAAAUUCCCAAAGAUCAAUUGGAUAUUCUAACAUCCUAGAUUAAUUGUAUACUUAGUCUACUGAAUUUUGA